Messenger RNA from Fulvia fulva, 1557 nucleotides. RefSeq names its product Zinc finger protein. Gene Ontology annotation, molecular function: zinc ion binding. Gene Ontology annotation, cellular component: nucleus; cytoplasm. The coding region runs from base 1 to 1557 and encodes 518 amino acids. NCBI's taxonomy places the organism in Eukaryota, Fungi, Ascomycota, Dothideomycetes, Mycosphaerellales, Mycosphaerellaceae. The transcript has a single exon. The record is from RefSeq and is a predicted model, not a curated record.
AUGGACUCUUUGAAACGACCCUACCCAGACACAGCAGCAGAGACCGAGUCAAGUAAGAGGAGAGACGUCGAGAUGGCCCAAAAUGGUGAUACCCAGCCGAACGGCAGCAGGUCGAUUGCCCAGGAUCUCUUCGAAGACAUGGGCCGCAAGGUCGACCAAACGAAUGGCGAGGAUCAGAAAGUGGUUGAAGAGAUCGAGAGUUUAUGCAUGAACUGUCAUGAAGAUGGCAUAACCAAGCUUCUUCUCACCAAGAUCCCCUUCUUCCGCGAGGUUGUCAUCAUGUCAUUCGCAUGCGACCACUGUGGCCACCAGAGCAACGAAAUUCAGUCUGCUGGAGAGAUACAGCCAAAGGGAAGCAAGCACGCUUUGAGAGUCGAGAAAGAUGAGGAUCUACAAAGACAAGUGGUCAAGAGCGAUGUGUGUCUGUUCAGGAUAGAGGAUAUCGACCUGGAGAUACCAGCUGGCAAGGGACAAUAUACAAAUAUCGAAGGCAUAAUAAGUGCUGUUCGUGACGAUCUAUCGCAACAUCAAGAGGCAAGAAUGGAGCAAAUGCCAGAAUUGGGCGUGAAAGUCGCAGGCAUUAUCUCUGCACUAUCGGACAUGCUCGAAGGACGAAAAUACCCAUUCAUGAUCUCCGCAGACGACCCCAGUGGCAACAGCUCAAUAGAACCACGGCCCGGCGACUCAGCAGGAAAGUGGGCAAAGACCCAAUACAACCGAACCCCAGCACAAAACGGUAUGCUCGGCCUUGGAGACGACGUACCAAACCCAGCAUCCGACGCCCCACCAACAGAAAUGCGCCCCGAGUACCACUCCAGCAACCUCGUAGGCGCAGACUCAGUACCCACAGUACAAGGAAACAACGUAGACCAAGAAGAAGACAUCGUCGAAGACCAAGUCUACAGCUUCCCUGCCUCAUGUCCAGGCUGCACACGACCUUGCGCCACGAAUAUGAAAAUGGUCAACAUCCCCUACUUCAAGCAAGUCGUGCUCAUGUCCACAGUCUGCGACCAUUGCGGAUAUCGAAGUAACGAAGUUAAGACCGGCGGUGAAGUUCCCGAGAAGGGACGGAGAAUUACUCUCAAAGUCAGCACGAAUGAAGACUUGGCACGAGACAUCCUCAAGAGCGAGAGCGCAUCCCUCUUCUGCCCUGAACUCCAACUCCGCGUCGAGCCCGGCACAAUGGGUGGUCGCUUCACCACAGUUGAAGGCAUCAUGACCCAGAUUCGCAAAGAUCUUCGAGCGCAGGCGUUCGGUCUGGAAGACGGUGAUGCCCAGGUGCCCGAGGGAGCCGGCGAUUCUAUGACUUCUGAUAGCAAGAAGUUAUGGGAGGACUUCUUUGCUGCUUUGACGGACGCCAUUGAGGGUAAGAAGGGGUUUACUCUUACUUUGGAGGAUCCACUGGCUGGGUCUUAUGUACAGAGCUUGACGGCACCUGAACCGGAUCCGAAGAUUGAGGUGCAGGAUUAUGAGAGGACGAAGGAGGAAGAGGAGGAUUUGGGGUUGGCGGACAUUAAGACGGAGGGGUAUGAGCAGGUGGAGGAGGAGGCAGCGUGA